UCCCCAUCUCGCAGAAAAUCACCAAAUCUUCGUCCGCACAAAUCCAUCUCGAAUCCUCCUGCUUCCGGCGAGCUCCAAGUCUUCGCAGCAUCAGCCAUGUCGGGCCGCGGCAAGGGAGGCAAGGGCCUGGGCAAGGGCGGCGCGAAGCGCCACCGGAAGGUGCUCCGCGACAACAUCCAGGGCAUCACGAAGCCGGCGAUCCGGAGGUUGGCGAGGAGGGGUGGCGUGAAGCGCAUCUCCGGCCUGAUCUACGAGGAGACUCGCGGCGUGCUCAAGAUCUUCCUCGAGAACGUCAUCCGCGACGCCGUUACCUACACGGAGCACGCCCGCCGCAAGACCGUCACCGCCAUGGACGUCGUCUACGCGCUCAAGCGCCAGGGCCGCACACUCUACGGCUUCGGCGGCUGAGCCUUGACCCCGUCCGCGUCCUGCAGGCUCGAGCUAGGGUUUCUGAUGGAUUUAGGGGAGUUGCUGUGUUGGGUUCUGUCCUGUGUCUAGCUGCGUUGUGGUGUUAACUUAAUAGGUGUUUAUGGUUGUAAUGGAGAAUUGGAAGCCUAUCAAUUGAAUGAAUGGAUGUUCGUAGGUAUAAUUUGGUGUUC
Setaria italica (foxtail millet) is the source of this 599-nucleotide messenger RNA. RefSeq names its product histone H4. NCBI's taxonomy places the organism in Eukaryota, Viridiplantae, Streptophyta, Magnoliopsida, Poales, Poaceae. The record is from RefSeq and is a predicted model, not a curated record. Gene Ontology annotation, cellular component: nucleosome. Gene Ontology annotation, molecular function: protein heterodimerization activity; structural constituent of chromatin; DNA binding. The transcript has a single exon. Gene Ontology annotation, biological process: nucleosome assembly. The coding region runs from base 97 to 408 and encodes 103 amino acids.